AGCCCAUGAACACAAACACGAAAUCGAAUGCCCAGGCGAAUCAGCAGAAUUGAAAGUCAAAGCAAGAAAGAGAAAUCUUCCUGAAGUAUUUUUUAUAGUUUCACUAGCUUGCUAUAUUGGUCUUUUAAACCUUUUUCACAAAAUGCCAAGAGGAAGAGGGAAAAACUACAAGGGAAGAACGAGGCAUUUUACUUCUGCCGAGGAAAUCGAUCGGCAAAUGAAUGAUGACUAUCGGCGAAAAAGAGAAGAUGAAGAUGAUGAAUCAGAAGAGUCUGAAGAGGAGGAAACUGGAAAGGGUCCUCAGUCCUUGAUUGAGGUUGAAAAUCCUAAUCGCGUUCAAAAUAAAAUGAAGAAGGCUGGUGAUAUUGAAGCUGAAGCUGCCAAACCAGAACUUACCAGAAAGGAGAGAGAAGCAAUUGAAAAAGAACAAGCUAGGAAACGCUAUGAGAAGUUGCAUGCAGAAGGAAAAACUGAUGAAGCAAGAGCAGAUCUGGCAAGGUUGGCUAUAAUUAAAAAACAAAGGGAGGAAGCCGCUAAGAAAAAGGAGCAGGACCAAAAAGAAAAAGAAUCGAAAUUAAAAGCAGCAGAAGAAGCAAGAAAAGCAGCAAUGGAAGCGCAACUUAACGCUCCCAAGCCUGGUGGUCGUCGUAAGAAACGAUAAAAAGUGUUGCAACAAUGCUUUAUGGGCUUAACGGGAACCUGCUUAAUGGUAGAUUGCCAGACAGAGUUUCCCGAAACAAAGUUAUUCAUGAACAAGAAAAUAAUAAUGGAUACAAUAUAAUAGCUGAUGGUUUUAUUAUUGAUAGGGUUAAUAGAAUAAAUUUCAACAUUAUGAAA
This is a messenger RNA of Hydractinia symbiolongicarpus, 837 nucleotides long. Its product is annotated as 28 kDa heat- and acid-stable phosphoprotein-like. Lineage: Eukaryota; Metazoa; Cnidaria; Hydrozoa; Anthoathecata; Hydractiniidae. The transcript has 6 exons. Gene Ontology annotation, molecular function: RNA binding. The record is from RefSeq and is a predicted model, not a curated record. Bases 143 to 661 code for a protein of 172 amino acids. Gene Ontology annotation, cellular component: cytosol.